Linum tenue is the source of this 348-nucleotide messenger RNA. The record is from the annotation of a GenBank genome assembly. Lineage: Eukaryota; Viridiplantae; Streptophyta; Magnoliopsida; Malpighiales; Linaceae.
AUGGCUGAGGCUCUUGCAGCCGAGUUUGGAGUUCAGUUGGCGUGCCAGCUGGGCUACAACAACUUGAUGUUGGAAGUGGACUGUUUAACCCUUGUGGAGAAGCUAGCUAAAUUGGAAGAAGUACAUACUGAGAUUGGCCUUAUUGGCAGGAGCAUAACCAACUAUCUAGGAGGUGAAGCAAUGAUUGAGGGCUGUAUCCGGCAUGUGAGGAGAGGGGCGAACAAUGCGGCACAUAUUAUGACCCAUAGUAAAACUCAUUGGGAUUCUAGGGAGGUCUGGCUAGAAAGGCCUCCGAUUUAUCUUGUUGACCAGCUAAAGCUGGAUGAUGUAACCAGUAUCAGUUCUUAA